AUGGCCAGCUUUGCUGUGCAACGUGCUUCCCGGGGCUGUUCUACUAAUGGUAGCGCGUUAGAUAUUCGUAGGUCUCUGGAUCGGGACCCACAACCUGUCCAGCAGGAUGACCAGGAUCAUGAUCCUGGUAUAGAGGUUACGACGCGUUCACGACACAACGACAGGUGUCCACCCUCCCACGUUACCUCCUCAACAUGUGGUUCCACAACGGAUUCACUACUAUCAGACCCUAAUGACAGCGGUGUUCUCGCACCCCCAGAUACGGACCAGUGUGUCCUUAAGGAGGAUUUAUAG
Molecule: messenger RNA, 294 nt
Organism: Suillus discolor
Lineage: Eukaryota; Fungi; Basidiomycota; Agaricomycetes; Boletales; Suillaceae
Exons: 2
Coding region: 1-294 (97 amino acids)
Source: RefSeq, a predicted model, not a curated record